Messenger RNA from Drosophila gunungcola (fruit fly), 2578 nucleotides. RefSeq names its product myosin-VIIa (gene Myo81F). Gene Ontology annotation, biological process: signal transduction. The record is from RefSeq and is a predicted model, not a curated record. The transcript has 7 exons. Gene Ontology annotation, cellular component: cytoskeleton. NCBI's taxonomy places the organism in Eukaryota, Metazoa, Arthropoda, Insecta, Diptera, Drosophilidae. Bases 242 to 2431 code for a protein of 729 amino acids.
UACUUGAAAAAUAUCAAUUGGAAGAUGAACGUCAGGAAAGGCGAAGACAGAGAGUAGAAAAAAAAAUUUGUGAACUAAACUGCAUUGAAGAUGGUCAUAAAGAUAUUCACAACGACGAUACAUUUUACAAUAUUCUUGAAUUGCGGAGAACUAUUUCAAUACACACGACCUUUCGAGUGACGAUAACUUUAUUAACAACCCAUCAGGAAAGGCUGAAAACAGUGCAGAUUAUAAACACAAGAUGACAAUAUUUUUAAAUUCUGACAUAAUUCCAACAUCCCAUAUUCAUAUGUACGAUCCAGAGAAUGUUUUAUUGUCUUGCAAUAUAUUUAGAGAACUUUGGAAAUAUAUGCAUGCAGACCACAACGCAGAACGAGAGCUUCAACUUAUUCAAUAUAUUAUUGGACUGGGCAUUGAAAGAGAAGAAUUACGAGAUGAAAUAUUUGUUCAAUGCAUACGUCAAUCAAGAGAUAACCCGAAUGAUGACUGGGCUGACAAAAUUUGGCUUCUUAUGUGUCUUUCCAUUGUGGCUUUUCAACCAAGCAAACUUUUAUUCAGGUACUUCGUUUCAUUUAUAAAGAACAGUAUGAAGAAUUUAGAUGGGAAGCUAAGGCAAUACUCACAGUGGUGCUUUGAUAAUUGCAAAGGUACCAAAGUUUCAACACGGAUAUAUCCUCCAUCCAGUGUCGAAGUUGCGGCUAUGCGACGUCUUGGAACAAUCGUGUGCAGAUUUUUUUUCUUGGAUGCACGCACUAAAGCUAUCGAUGUUCACCCAACUGACACUGCAGGAGACGCUGUCCAGAAGCUCGCGGAAAAACUGAACCUAGCUACAACUGAUGGUUGGGCCAUUUAUCAAUCUCGUCCAGACGGUGAAGAACACAUAAAGAGUUUUGAUUAUUUGUAUGACAUAAUUUCGGCUUGGGAACUAAAACAAGCUUCGGGUUCCGGCACCAAAAGGCUUACAAAUGGAUCUCAAUCAGGAGAAAAUCGAUUUGUUUUUAAAAAGAGACUUUUUAAAUCAACUCAUGAACUAUCACAAGAUCCUGUUGAAAUUAGCAUGCUAUAUUCACAAGCAGUUUACAGCGUUGUUAAGAAAGACGAAUUCCCCGUCAGCGAAAAGGUGGCUCUUCAACUAGCAGGACUUCAAGCUCAAGUAGCGUUAGGAGAUCCAUCAACUCAGCCAAAACCGCAAUAUUAUUCAGAUAUAAGCAGUUUUUUACCGAGUAGAAUAUCAAAAACAAGAGAACAACAAUUUUGGAUACCAAUUUUAGCACAAGCCCAUAGGCAAUACGGAUCUUCCAGAAAUGAACUAACAGCUAAAGUUUUGUACCUAAGCUGCGUAAUGCAAUAUCCACUUUAUGGCACGACAAUGUUUAGAGUCAAUUACAAAGGGUUCUGGAAUUUUGUAAGCAACAUAAUACUUGCAAUACAUUGUGACGGGAUAAUGUUUGUUCAUCCUGAAGAUAAAUCAGUCAUCUACCAACUUAAAUACGAAGAUAUUGAAUCAAUUAUUUUGGAUCCUAGUGACACUUUCAUAACAAUCUCAGUGAAUCGUAGCACAAAGCAAUUAUACAAAAAUUCUCGAGAAAAAGACUCAAUUAUAGAGUCACAGAAAUGUUUUGUCUUCGAAACCUCGCAAAAAAAUGAUAUAGGAUCUUUAAUAAUAUCAUAUUAUCCUUCUUUAUCAAAUUGGAUUUUAAACAUUGUAGAGUGCUCAAAAAAAAUUAAGGGAACUACCAAUGAAGACAGAAUAAGGUUAUAUCAAAAUGUUGUUGUUUGUAGACGACAACUAGUGGAUAUGAAUAUUGUUAAAAAGCCCCAAGAAAUAGGAGGUUUUUUAAGAAACACUCUUAGACGUCUGUCAAAGCACAGAUUAGAAAAAUUGAGAUCGGAACAGGGGUCUACGGUGCUAGAUCAUGGCGAAACAUACAAAGGGUUUUCUCAUUCGUUUUGGGCAUUUAGUAAACAACAAAUUUCAUUUUGUCUAAGUACAAUUUUUGAUGAAGACGAGUCCAUAAUGGUGCAAGUAUUUGAUUCUAUAUUGACUUUUUCUGGACUUGGAACUUCAGGGGAAGCUAUAAAACGUGCUGAGGAUGAACAUGUUCGAAUAGUUCAAUCCAUAAUGGAAAAAUGUAUGAAAAAGGAGUCUUUGUUAAAUGAACUUUAUCUUCAAUUAAUUAAACAGACAACGGAUCAUCCAGAUGCAAACUCAAGAGUUAAUUUAAAAAAUUGGGCACUUUUAUCGGUUUUAUGCAGUGUUAUCUUGCCAUCGAUGAAGUCUAUUAGAAAAUACCUGAUUGCUCAUUUAAAAAGAUGCUCGAGUGAUUUCUUGUCCGAAGAGGGAAAAUACGCAAGAUUUGCAGAUCAAAACCCAAGGCACAAGGCGUCGUCAGUGGACCCCAAGCAGCGAAGAAAUUUUGUGUACUACUAAUCGCAGACCUUGCUAUUCAAAAUUUUAUUUUAUGGAUGGGCAAUAUUAUUCAAUUGAGUUUCAUCCAAGCUCUACAGCGAGUGAUGUAUUGGAAAUUAUCAAGAAAAAAAUUGGACUUCAAAAUAACGCCAAAGGAUAUUCCAUUUA